AUGAGUCAACAAACUUACAUUCGUCGUUCUAUUUCAAAAUUUCAAGAAAGUUUAUGGGUCGAUUUUCGCGCUCAUCCAAAAUCUCAUAAUCAUAAUGUCGUUUCUUUUCUUAAUAUUAAAAACACCAAUUCUAUUCGCGAAAUUACUGCUGCUGCUAAUAUUUUAACUGCUAGACAUGGUCUUUUAAGAAGUACUUUUCAUGAUACUGAAGAAAAUGGAAAAUCUACUAACCCUUAUAGAAAGGAAUAUCCCGCUAAUCACGAAAGAGUUGCUGUUCAAGUUAUGGAAAUUUCUGCUGAUGAAAGAGAAAAAAUUAUUAAAAAACCUUUUAAACUUGAAAAAAAUUAUCCUAUUCGUUUCUAUCUUUUUAUGGAUCCUGAAGGAAGAUCGGAAAAUAAAAUUUGUAUCGUUUCUCAUUAUAUCGCCGUUGAUGGUGCUGGAAACUUUAAUUUAAUUCACGAAUUUCAAACUUUAAUGGCUGGAAAAAAUUUACCCGCUUCAAAACUUACUUUCGAUGACUAUGUUAUGAAACAUGAUGAUUGGCUUAAUUCUGAUGAUGAACAAUCCGAGAUUUCCCAAUUUUGGUUCGAUCAAAUUCGUUCUACUAAAUCUAUUAAAUGGCCAACAAAACGUGCUGCUGCUUAUUGCUCUUUAGCUCCUCAACCUGAUGCUUGUUCUUAUGAAGUUUUUCAUAAAAAAGUUAAAGAUUUAAAAACUUUAGGUAAAGUUUUUGGUGUUACCUGGUUCAAAGCUAUGUUUUCCGCUGUUUGGAUCACCAUGGCUUCUUUCAUUGAAAUGAAGAAUGUUAACUUGUGGAUUCCUUUCACUGGAAGAUGUUUGCAAAUUGGAAAUGAUAAAAACGCUUUUUCAAAACUUAUCGGACAUUGUGUAAAUAAUAUGCCCGUUCAUCUUAAUGUCGAUACUACAAAUCAAAUUAGUUUAAAUGCUUUCAUUCAACAAGUUUCCACUUUGUUGACUGAUGCAAAGAAAAAUGAAAUGUAUCCUCUUAUUAGUUUGGCAAAAUACGCUCAACAAACUUUAAAACGUCAACUUAAUCAACAAAUUUUAGUCGCUUCAACUCCAAAAAUGCCUAAUGGCUCUCGUAUGCGCAUCUUUAAAUCGGAAAUCGAACUCAUUUUCGAUUUCGUUCAACAAACUGAUGAAUCAAUUAAAUUAGUAAUUGAUUAUAAUCCUUCAAUUUUUGAUAUCGCUGAUAUUAAACAAAUCUCUUCCCAAUUCUUGGAAGUUAUGAGUAUGAUGAAAGGUUUCAGCGAUUUAUCUUUCAAAGUUCCAAAAAUUUUAUUGAACAAUGGUUCGGCUCCUGAUAUUUCCACUCCUAAAUUUUCAACUAUUCACGAAUUAAUUCAACAACAAGCAAAAGAAAUUCCUCAUCAAUUGGCUUUAAAUAUGACUGAACUUAAUUUAUCAAUGACUUAUCGUGAAUUGGACACUAAAAGCAAUCAAAUUGCUAGAUACCUUUCUCAAAUUGGUGUCACUUCGGAAACUUUUGUUAUUAUUCAUAUGAAUCAAGAUAUGUAUAUAGUUCCCUGGUUAAUUGGUAUUCUUAAAGCCGGUGGUGCUUACGUUCCCGUGGAUAAAGAAUAUCCUGCUGCAAGAAAAGAAUUUAUUCUUAAAGAUUCUGAUGCCAUUAAAGUAAAUAUCUCAAAUUUAUCUAUGUCUGCUUUGAAACCUCAAAGUGAUGCUGGAAAUCUUUGUUAUAUGAUUUAUACUUCGGGAACAACUGGAAAACCAAAAGGUGUUUUGAUUGAACAUCAAAGUGUUACAACCCUUUUAACUGAUCCUAGAUAUGAUCAUUUUAAUCGUCAAGGUGGUGGUGUUCGAAUUUUACAAGCUUUCUCUUUUGCUUUUGAUGCUUCAUUAAUGAGUUGGGCUAUUGGUCUCGUUCGUGGUGCUACCAUUUGUUUCGCUAAAAAUCCUAAAUUAUUAAUUGGAAAUUAUUUAACUGAUAUGAUUAAACUUAAUGAAAUUGAAGCCAUAGCCGUUGUUCCAAGUGCUUUAUCUACCAUAUCACCUGAUGAUUGUGGUCCAACUUUGAAAUGGGUUGAAGUUGGUGGUGAAGUCGUUUCUUCAAAUUUAAUUAAAACUUGGAAAUCAAAAGUUGAAGUAUUCUUUAAUUGUUAUGGUCCUACUGAAGCAAGUAUUGUCGCUACUAAUUAUGAUAUAGUGGCUGAAAAUAAUCCCGUCGCUCUCGGUUCUUUAAUUGGAACUCCACGUCAACAAGCCGAAAUUUAUAUUUGUGAUCCGGAAACCCAAGAAUUGGUCGAUGGGGAAGGUGAAAUAUGUAUUGGUGGUGUCUGUUUGGCUCGUGGAUAUCUAAAUCGUGAUGAUCUUACAAAGGAAAGGUUCAUCUAUCAUCCUCAAUUAGAAAAACGUGUUUAUCGAACUGGUGAUCGAGGUCGUAUACUUGAAGAUGGUAGAGUUAUAUUCUUAGGAAGAAUUGAUAGACAAACAAAACUUCGUGGAUUCCGUAUUGAACUUCCUGAAGUUGAAACUGUGAUGAGUAGUACUUGUCCAGAAAUUUCUUUAGUUUCCGUUCAAGUUCAUGAAGCACGACAAACUUUGGUAGCUUUUAUUACACCAAAGAAUUUAGAUCGUGAUGCUGUUACCGCUAAAUUAUAUAAAGUAAUGCCAAAACAUCAAGUUCCAAUAAUCGUUCCUGUUGAUGAGUUGCCUCGUACUCAUAAUGGAAAGAUUGAUCAUGCUGAAGUUAAAAAAUUGAUGCCUACAUUACUUGAAAAAUCAACUGCUGAAAAAUCUUCAAAUUUAAAACCUCAACCACCUCAACCACAAAAGAAAGCCGCCGCCUCAGGUGUUUUAAAGAAUUGGUCUACUAUAGUAGCUCAUUUACAAGUUUUAUGGCAAGAACUUAUUGGAUUAAAAGCUAAACCCGAUAUUGAUACCACUUUCUUCGAUUUGGGUGGUCAUUCUUUAUUAUUGGUACAAUUACACAAAAAAAUUCAACAAAUUCCAUCGGCUCCAAAAAUUGAUCUUAUGGAUCUUAUACAAAAUCCAACGAUUAGAGCUAUGGCAAAUCUUCUUACUCCUGUUGAAACUUCAAGUUCUGAAAUUGUUCAAGAGAAUAUUACUGAAACAAUUAUUAAUCAACAAAAUACUGAUGAUGACGAAAUAGCAGUCAUUGCUAUGACUGGUUACUUCCCUGGUGCUAGAUCAGUUGAUGAACUUUGGGAUUUGAUCUUAACAGGAAAACACGGAAUUCAUACAUUUACUGAUGAAGAACUUGAUGAUUUACAUGUACCCAUGAAUAUGCGAAAUGAUCCUAGUUAUGUAAGAAGAUUAGGUGUUCUCACUGAUAUUGAUAAAUUUGAUGCUCCAUACUUUAACAUUACUACUAAAGAAGCCAUGUCCAUGUGCCCUCAACAACGUUUAUUAUUGGAAUUGGCUGUACAAGCUUUAGAUGAAGCCGGAAUCGAUCCUGAAAAAGAAAAAGGUCGAAUUGGUGUAUUCGCCGGUGUUGUGGACAGUACAUAUAAUAACACAUCUAUGGAUCAUGCUAAACUUGACCCAGCUAUUCGUCAUAGAAAUAUUCUUGGUGUUUCUAUCGGAAGUGUAGCAACAAGAGUUUCAUAUCAUUUGAAUCUUACAGGUCCAUCUUAUUCAGUUAAUUCUACAUGUUCCAGCUCUUCAACAGCAUUAAAAACUGCAUUAAACAGUCUUAAAUGUGGUGAUUGUGAUGUUGCAAUUGUUGCUGGUGCUUGUAUUCUCUUACCUCAAACUGGAUAUUUAUAUCAACCUGGUUUCAUUUAUUCUAACGAUGGUAUGUGCCGUCCGUUCGAUCAUCUUUCUGAUGGUACCGUUACUGGUAAUUCGGUUACAGCUCUCGUUUUGAAAAAAAUGUCAAGUGCUAAAAGAGAUAGAAAUCCUAUCUCCGCAAUUCUUAAAUCUGUCGCAUUUAAUAAUGAUGGAGCUAACAAACUCAGUUUUAUGUCGCCUAGUGUUGAUGGACAAUGUGAUGCAAUUAAAAAGGCUAUUCAAGCUGCAAAAAUUACUCCUUCUGAUAUUUGUGUUAUUGAAGCUCAUGGAACAGCAACUAGAAUAGGUGAUCAGAUGGAAAUUAAAGGUCUUUCAAAAGCAUUCAAUGAACUCACCCCCUCAACAAAAAGAAAAACACAAUAUUGUGCUAUUUCUUCAAUAAAAGGCAAUAUUGGACAUUGUAAUAUUGCUUCCGGAAUAACGGGUGUAAUAAAAGCUGUUAAAUGUUUGGAAAAUCGUGUCAUAGCUCCUAUGGCACAUGGACUUUUUGAAAAACCUAAUCCAUUAAUCGAUUUUCCUUCUACGCCAUUUUUUGUUGCAACACAAUUAACUAAAUACGAAGAUCCAAAACCCAUGUAUAUUGGUGUAAGUUGCUUUGGUGUUGGUGGAACAAACGGACAUUGCAUUUUAGCAGAAUAUAAACAAGAAAAAUUUGCUCAAGAUGAUUCCGCAUUUAAGAAUUCUAGAGUUAUUUUACCCCUUACUGGAAAGAAUUCUGACGCAUUAAACAGAGUGAAAGAAAGCUUUAUUAAACACUUUGAGAAUGGUAACUUAACCUUACAAAAUUUACAUGACACAGCCAGAACACUCCAACUGGGAAGAACAGAGCAUGGAUUCCGUGGCAUUGUGGUUGCAUCAUCAGUUUCUGAAGCGAUAUCUCAACUCAAAUUAGCAAAAGCACCUGUACGUGCAAAAGCUACUAGGUGCAACGUUUUCGUAGCUCCUGGGCAAGGAAGUCAUUCCAUUUCAACACACAGACAUCUUUACAACUCUUCACCUUUAUAUCAAAAGAGAUUUAAAGAUUGCUUGAAGAUUUUACAAAACUAUGACCCAUCAGUACCGGAUCUUUCAUUAUAUCUUACAACAAAUACUCAUGAAUCAACUUAUGAUCCUCUUUUGGUCUUCAUAUCAAGUUAUAUCUUGGCUGAAAUUAUUCAAACUUCGCUUAAGCUUCCAAUUUCUGGUGCAGUUGGACAUAGUCUUGGACAAUAUGUUGCAGCAACUAUUGCCGGUGUAUUCACAUUAGAAAUGGCCUUAGCAAUUGUCCUUGAAAGAACAAAAGUCAUGCACAAAAUGGAAAAAGGAUUAAUGUUGGCAGCCAAUUUAACUAGAGAAGAAGCAUUAAAAUUUGUCUCUAAAGGAAAAAUAUCUUUGGCAGCAAGUAAUGAACCAGAACAACAAGUAUUCUCUGGAAGACCAAAAGAUAUUGAAGAAUUAGCCAACCUUUUGAAAGAACACAAUUACAAAUGUAAAGCUCUUAACGCUUCAUAUGGGUUCCAUUCUCAUCUUGCAGAUUCGAUUUUGGAUGAAUUUGAAAGUAAAAUUACACCAUUACUUGAAGAAGCAGCUUUAAGGAAAGAUUCUAUUACAGGCGUUCCUUUCAUUUCAAAUGCUACUGGACAAUGGGCCGAUAUUGAUGAAGUUUAUACAGCAGAAUUCUGGAGUGUACAUUUAAGAGAAACUGUUCUAUUCGAAGCUGGAAUUUCGACCAUUUGUUCAUCAUUCGUAAAUCCAGCAUUCAUUGAAGUUGGAAUUGGUGCUGUUACUAGUAGGUUAAUUCAAAGAAUGACUAAUAAUAAAGAAAUUUCCGUAAAAGGGUUUGAUUCGGAACAAACCUCGAUUGAAGAAAUAAUCGGAAACUGUUGGGCUAAUGGAGUAAAAAUAAACUGGGUCAAAUAUUAUGAAUCCGUUGCUCCUGCAAUGAUAAACACUCAACUUAUCAAAUUACCAUCAUAUCCAUUCAAACGCAAGAGCUAUUGGGUCGAUCAAUUCAAACAAGCUGGUCAUAGAUUUAUGGUCCAAAAUAAUUACCAAGAUCCAAAUGAAGUAUGUGAAGAUGACGAUGAUGAAAUUGAUGAAAAUGCCACAGAUAAGAAGGAUCUCACAAUUGAAGACAGAGUUGUUAACUGCUUCAAGAAGGUUUUGGACCAAGAAGAAGUUUAUCCUGAUAAUAGCUUCUAUGAACUCGGUGGUGAUUCUCUUUUAGGAUUAUCUCUUCUUGCAUCAUUAAAGAGGGAGUUUGGUAUUCACCUAUCAACCCCAAGUGUUAUAGUAACUUAUCCAACCCCCACUACUAUGGCUAAAUUUAUUCAAGAAAAUAUGAAUAAUGAAUCAGCUCAACCCACAUUGGUAACUCUCAAUCCUGGUGACAAAAAUUUCAAGAACUCGAUUUACGUAAUACAUCCAAUUGGUGGAUCCUGCGCCAUUUACAAAGAUAUGGCAUCAUCAUUCGGAAAGAUGCCUGUUUAUGGAUUUGAAUAUCCAGGAAUCGGUUCUUCAAACAUGAAGUAUCUUUCCGUUCAAGAGCUUGCUCAAGUUUAUCUUAAAGAACUACUGAAGUCAAAUCCAAAUGGUCCUUACAAUCUAUUAGGAUCUUCCUUUGGUGGUGCAGUUGCUUACGAAAUGGCAUGUGAACUAAUAAAACAAGGAAAAACCGUAACCUCUCUGACAAUGGUGGACUCUCCAAAUAGCAAAUAUAUGCCAAAAUCUUUAUCGAAUGCCUCGGAAAUUUUAGACUACAUGUUCUCUGAAACAUAUGAACUUGAUGGACUGAUAGGUCUAGAUGAUGAAAAAGCAUUACAAAUGGUUGUUACAAAAGCCUCAAAAUCAAGCUCGAAAGGUUCUGCAAUAUCAGCCGAUAUGUUGAAAACAUUUGUUGAUGUUGCCAAACUAAAUUUAAGAGCAUUAAAAGAAUAUGAAUUGCCGAUAGCUAAAAAACCAAUGAACGCGUUAUUCUUCAAAGCCAUGAUCAAGAGAGAAGAUUAUGAUGCUACUUCACCAGAAAAAGCCUGGAAAGAAGUGGUUGACGGUUGUGGUGGACGAUUCGAAUGUAUCGAAUUAGAAGGAACUCACAAUGGACUGAAUCGAUCGCCUAUAUGUGAAAAGAUUUCACAUCUUGUUAGACAACGAUUAUUCACUAGAAGAGUUUUCUAA
Molecule: messenger RNA, 6945 nt
Organism: Dentiscutata erythropus
Lineage: Eukaryota; Fungi; Glomeromycota; Glomeromycetes; Diversisporales; Gigasporaceae
Source: the annotation of a GenBank genome assembly